Messenger RNA from Oppia nitens, 3459 nucleotides. RefSeq names its product multiple C2 and transmembrane domain-containing protein-like (gene Mctp). Gene Ontology annotation, cellular component: synaptic vesicle membrane. The record is from RefSeq and is a predicted model, not a curated record. NCBI's taxonomy places the organism in Eukaryota, Metazoa, Arthropoda, Arachnida, Sarcoptiformes, Oppiidae. Gene Ontology annotation, biological process: regulation of neurotransmitter secretion. The transcript is spliced from 18 exons. Bases 83 to 3232 code for a protein of 1049 amino acids. Gene Ontology annotation, molecular function: calcium ion binding.
GUCAAUAAAAUUGUUGGGAUAAUAAAUUUGUCGAAAUCAAUGCCUACCUUAUCUGUGAUCAGCACAACAUAACUAACUAGCCAUGGAUUUGGACGAUUCUAACGACAACGGAUCGGAUGGUUGUUGUCAUAACUCGAUGAGUAGGCCAUACCUAUCGAGUGUCUGUCCACAAGUCGAUUGUUAUCAGUCGUCGCUAUUGAAAGCCGUUAAGCGCAACAACUCUUGUUCACCGCAGAGUAGUCCACAAAGACAUUACAAUUCAUCACAACUGUGCCGUCGCGACAGUAUCUGUACCGAUGCCUCGCCACAACAACCAUCAUCGCCAACAGGAACUAAAAAAUUGAAAAAAAUCCAAACAAUUUGGUCGACAAUUAAACGAUUUUCUCCGGUCCAUAGAAUCAAGAAUUAUAAUAAACGAAAAUUAGAUGAAAAAACUGAACGAUUAUAUUCAAGUCAUCCGGAUAUUAGUUACAGUAAUUUAGUUGUAUUGACACAAAUUGAAAACCAGAGAAGCCGUGACGAUACCGACGCUGCCAUUGCGUUAACAAAGAGUAAGUCUAAGACUACGACGACAACAGCAAACAAUGUCCAUAAGCUUUUCGCCGCCGAUAGUAAUGAAAGUAAUUGUGAUGUUAUUUACACAAUGACUACUACAACGACUACUACUUCAGCAAACAAUAGUAAACUUAUUAAUAAUAAAAUGGAUUCACUUGACUGUGAAAAUUGUUUUUCAAUUAAACGAUUUUCUCCGGUCCAUAGAAUCAAGAAUUAUAAUAAACGAAAAUUAGAUGAAAAAACUGAACGAUUAUAUUCAAGUCAUCCGGAUAUUAGUUACAGUAAUUUAGUUGUAUUGACACAAAUUGAAAACCAGAGAAGCCGUGACGAUACCGACGCUGCCAUUGCGUUAACAAAGAGUAAGUCUAAGACUACGACGACAACAGCAAACAAUGUCCAUAAGCUUUUCGCCGCCGAUAGUAAUGAAAGUAAUUGUGAUGUUAUUUACACAAUGACUACUACAACGACUACUACUUCAGCAAACAAUAGUAAACUUAUUAAUAAUAAAAUGGAUUCACUUGACUGUGAAAAUGAAUUGGCGUUAAGCCGGCAAAGAGUAAAUCUUUUAAGACAACAUCCCUUUUAUCACUUGGAGGUACACUUGGUUUGUGCCACCAAUUUGUUGGCAAAGGAUGCCUGCGGCACAAGUGAUCCAUACGUUAAAUUCAAAAUCGGUAACAAAAUUGUAUACAAAAGCCGAAUUGUGGCCAAAUGUUUGGAUCCUAAAUGGGACGAGUAUUUUGUAUUACCCAUUGACGACGUUUUUCAGCCGAUUAUCAUCAAAGCCUAUGAUUAUGACUUUGGCUUUCAGGACGACUAUCUGGGCGCCGCAUCCAUCGAUCUGACUAAACUUGAUCUACAAACGCAAACAGAUUUAGAGCUAAAACUUACGGAAUCGGGUCUCGAGAAAGACAUCGGUACUCAAUCGUGGGGUGAAAUCUUUAUAACUGUUACCCUAAUUGGCAAAACACUAGAGGAAAAAGAAAUGCAUUACAAUAAAGGAUUGAAGAUAAUUAGUUCGGGUAGCGGUUCGGAUACUGGUGUCAAAAAGCCGACAAAAAUACAGUUAUGGGACAGUGUUGUCAACAUAGUGUUAGUUGAGGCGAAAAAUGUCAAAAUCAAAGACGACAACACUUUCGGUGAUCUACAUAUUAAGUUCAAAUUGGGAUCCGAUAAAUACAAGAGCAAAGUAGUACCGAAAUCGGCUAAUCCCGUUUGGGUGGAACAGUUCGAUUUGAAUACCUAUUUGGAUCAGUCAAAGGUUCUCGAGUUUUCUCUUUGGUCUCGCGAAGAGAUAUCGAAGGCAACUAUCAAUUUAAAUGAUUUGGUAACUGAAGAAACACAUAAAAUGUGGAUCAACUUAGACGAUGGCAGUCAAGUAAUGAUUUUGUUGACCAUCAGUGCAACUCUUGGAUCGGAAGCCGUCUCUCAUCUCAGCAAUUAUGAGAUUAAUAAUAGCGAACAAAACAACAAAGUUAUGCUUAAAAAAUAUACUUUGUUAAGAAGUUUGAGAGAUAUCAAUGAUAUAGGAUUUUUGAUAGUUAAAGUAUAUCGUGCGGAAAACUUGGCGGCAGCUGAUAUCGGCGGCAAAAGCGACCCGUUUUGUGUCCUCGAGUUGGUCAACACCCGACUCCGUACACACACAGAAUAUAAGACAUUAAGUCCCGAUUGGAAUAAAGUCUUUACAUUCAAUGUUACAGAUAUUCACUCUGUUUUGGAGUUAACUGUUUACGACGAGGACAGGGAUAAAAAAGUUGAAUUUUUAGGAAAAGUUGCCAUACCUUUGCUUAAGAUAAAAAACGGUGAGAAAAAAUGGUUUGCACUAAAAGAUAAAAAAUUAUUGUCCAAAGCUAAGGGACAGAUCCUAUUGGAAAUGGAUAUCUAUUAUAAUAAAGUUAAGGCCAGUAUCCGGACAUUUAAUCCGCGAGAAUCUAAAUUUAUAAAACCGGAGCAACGAUUUAAGCGAAUUGUUUUUAUCCGAAAUGUUACCCGAAUUAAGAAUCUAGUGAUGGAAAUCUAUGAAAUCAUUAAAUUUAUGAACAGUUGUUUCCAAUGGGAAUCAGUAUCGAGAAGUAUCCUAUCGUUGAUACUCUUCCUAUUGUUUACCUAUUUCUUUGAACUAUAUAUGGCACCAGUUUUACUAUUAUUGAUAUUUUCAAAAACCUAUAUUUGGAUUAAAGUUGAAAACUAUUUCAAUCCCAGUCUUAAAGAGGAAGAGAUUGACGACGAAGAUGAGGCCAGUUUUGAUGAUGAAGACGACGAAACUAAAAAUGAAGAGAAAAAAUCAUUAAAAGAAAAACUACAAACAGUUCAGGAGAUUACAGCAAUGAUACAGAAUAUUAUGGGAGAAAUAGCGUCGUGUGGAGAAAGAAUUAAAAAUACGUUCAACUUCAGUGUGCCUUUUCUAUCAUGGCUUGCGAUCAUCAGUCUGACAAUUGUAACAAUAUUAUUAUAUAACCUACCCCUGCGCUAUAUUAUAAUGGCCUGGGGUGUCAACAAGUGGACAAAAAAGCUACGAUCGCCCGAUGCAAUCAAUAACAACGAAUUAAUGGAUUUUCUGUCCCGAGUUCCCGAUAACGAUGAAAGGGUAAUGUAUAGAGAAUAUAAAGUACACGCAAACACAGCGAUGGCCGCCGCCAGUGAUAUUGACCGCAAAAAGAAGAAAAAGACGGUCUAAAAGAGGUUGUGGUUGUUGUUGUCUAUCGGUAUUUGUUUGUUUGUUUUGAGGGGAAAAAACCUAUUAUUUUAAGGCAAUAGUUUGGUAUUGCAAAUGAAUUUUCAGAUCUAUUGAGAUGAAGUUAUUUUGUGUGUUGGUAUCGACAAUGAAUCUGAUAUACAGUAUUAGGACAGUAUUAUUAUUAUUAUUAUUAUUAAAGUCUUAAAUAUAUAUAAAAUUUUAAAAAA